Messenger RNA from Stegostoma tigrinum, 1637 nucleotides. RefSeq names its product sperm acrosome membrane-associated protein 4-like. NCBI's taxonomy places the organism in Eukaryota, Metazoa, Chordata, Chondrichthyes, Orectolobiformes, Stegostomatidae. The record is from RefSeq and is a predicted model, not a curated record. The transcript is spliced from 3 exons. Bases 183 to 536 code for a protein of 117 amino acids.
GUGCAUAUAAAGCUAAGUUCGCACAGACACUACGCUGUUCUGAGAAUACGCUCUUCAGUCUGUGUGAGCUACAGAUCCUGAGAGAACCGUCUCACCCAAUUGAGUACUCUGCACCAAAGUGUCUCAGACUCCUCGCCUGAAAAACUCCACUUGCGCAUCUUGGAAAAGACUCGAGGUCAAAAAUGAAGCUCCUGCUUUUAGCUGCAAGUCUCGCUUUCUUGGUAAAUCCAGGAAAGGGUCUGACAUGUUUCCGCUGUAGCAUCAGCACAUCCCUCUGUGUCUCGAAAGUGAGCUGUGGAGACAACGAAUUGUGCUACUCCAGAAACAACACCCUGCUUGGAAUAACGGUCUAUUCCUCUGGAUGUACGGAUAAGGAGAAGUGUGGGAAGGAAACCUCGGAGACAUUUGCUGGAGUGAAAUACAAGAUGGUCACAAGAUGCUGUGAUUAUGAUCUUUGUAACAGUUCUGCUGGCUUGCAGCUUUCCUUCCUCACAGUGUUAGUGGGUCUCACUGCCUGGGUAUCCCGAUUCCUGUAAUUACAACCCCGGUCACACACAGCUCAGGGAGCUCACACAUUCCCAAUCUAUGGCAUCGGCUCUUCCCUAUGAAUUGCUGCUCUCUCCCUCACCCACCCGAAACGGCAGCUUUCCUGCUCCUGAGGUGCUGCUUGUCCUGCUGAGUCCAUCCAGCCCCACACCGUGUUAUCUCUCCUUCACUUUGUCUGUUUCUGUUCUGUUUCUCUUCUCUUUCAGCCUGUGGUCCUCUCUCCCUCUCUCUCUCUCUCUCUACCCCCCCCAACCCCCCCCUCCCCCCCUCGCUCUCUCUGCCCUUUUCUCUCUCUCUCUUCCACCCUUCCCCUCUCUCUCUCUGUCUGUCUCCUCCCCCCAGCCCUCUCUCUCUCUCUCUCCCUCUCCCCUUAUCGACGCCCACCCCCCUCGGUGUCCCAGCUAACCAAAGAGCACUGGGCUGGGAAGAGAUACACCGAGACAUCCUGAGCACUUGGAAAAGAUUCUGUGUUUUUCAUUCAACACCCCACUUUCAACUUCGCAAAGAAAAAUUCAGCAGGCACGCUAAAUCCUGUGUGUUUCUGUCUGUGUGUGUGUGUGUGUGUGUGUGUGUGUGUGAGAGAGAGAGAGAGAGAGUGUGAGGGUGUGAGUGUGAGUGAGUGAGUGUGUGUGCGUGUGAGAGAGAGUGUGAGUGUGAGUGAAUGAGUGUGUGUGUGUGUGUGAGAGAGAGAGUGUGAGGGUGUGAGUGUGAGUGAGUGAGUGUGUGUGUGUGUGUGUGUGUGAGAGAAUGAAUGAGCGUGAGGGUGUGAGUGUGUGUAUGUGUGUGUGUGUGAGUGAGUGUGAGAGUGUGUGUGUGUGAGAGAGAGAGUGUGAGGGUGUGAGUGUGAGUGAGUGUGUGUGUGCGAGUGUGCAGGGAUGGGUGUGAGGGUGUGUGUGUGUGUGAGUGUGAGUGAGUGAGUGAGUGAGUGUGUGAGUGUGAGUAUGCAUUGAUGGGUGCUGACAGGGAUGGGCUAACCUUGCACUGCAAGAGUACAGAGUGUGUUCUGAUGUGUGCAGGCCCCUCGUGGACAGUGGGAUGUGCUGUUGAUCUGUGGAAAACAAUAAAAUACAAUAAAAGGUUCCCAGACAAAA